UCUCUCUAUCCUUUCUAAAUAAAGCCAAGCCCUCCCCAACACUCUCUGCUUCAUUUCUUUUCUGUCUCUCUGCAACAAGCCAAAAAUGGCUCGAUUCCUCUUCUUCUUCUUCGCCAUUUUUGUUGCUCUCUUUCCCCUUGCUUUCUCUCGCAGCCUAUCGGAGACUGCAACUCACGCGCUCCUCGACGUCUCCGCUGCACUCCGUCAAGCCCAAGCCGUCCUUAGCUUCGACCCGGAAACUGUUAAGCCCUUGGGUCAACAAGGAGUACAACAAAUUCUUGCUAAUUCCUCUUCUUUCUCGCUCCAGCUUCACGCCCGGGACUCCCUCUACAAGACCUCGCAUAAGGACUACAAGAGCCUGGUUCUUUCCCGUCUUGAGCGCGAGUCGGCCCGAGUCGACGCGCUCACUACCAAGCUCCAGCUCGCGCUCAGCGGCGUCAAGAAGUCGGAUCUCCAGCCCGUGUUGACGGAGGUCCGACCCGAGGACCUCUCCACUCCGAUUGUGUCCGGGACGAGCCAGGGCAGCGGCGAGUACUUCUCGCGUGUCGGCGUGGGACAGCCCGCCAAGCUCUUCUACAUGGUGCUCGACACGGGCAGCGACAUCAACUGGCUCCAAUGCAAGCCCUGUGAGGACUGCUACGAGCAAUCCGACCCGAUCUUCGACCCGAGCGCGUCCUCCUCUUACAAGCCCCUCUCCUGCUCCUCUCAGCAAUGCACCUCUCUCCAUAAUGGCGCCUGUCGCGGCGGCCGCUGUCUCUACCAGGUCGCGUACGGCGACGGCUCCUACACGGUCGGCGAUUUGGCCACCGAUACGGUGUCGUUCGGGAGCUCCGGGGCGGUGAACAACGUCGCUUUGGGUUGCGGCCACAAUAACGAAGGUCUGUUCGUUGCCGCCGCCGGAUUACUCGGGCUCGGAGGGGGCCCACUCUCGCUUAACUCUCAGAUCAAAGCAUCGUCGUUUUCUUACUGCCUGGUCGACCGCGACUCGGGCAAGUCCUCGACGCUCGAGUUCAACUCGGCUCCACCCGGCGACUCGGUCACGACUGCUUUACUGAAAAACAGCAAAAUGGACACGUUCUAUUACAUCGGAAUCAAUGGAAUGAGCGUGGGAGGGAAGCCCCUCUCGUUCCCGUCCUCGCUGUUCGCAAUGGACGCGUCAGGAAACGGUGGGAUCAUUGUCGACUCUGGAACGGCCAUAACUCGUUUGCAGACUCAGGCUUACAACUCACUCCGCGACGCGUUCGCGAGUAUGACUCAGCACCUGCCGUCGGCGAGCAGCGUGGCUCUGUUCGACACGUGUUACGAUCUAUCUUCGCAGCAUGUGGUCAGAGUCCCCACGGUUUCGUUUCAGUUCUCCGAUGGGAAGUCCCUUUCGCUGCCGGCCAAGAAUUACUUGAUUCCGGUCGACUCGGCCGGAACCUUCUGCUUUGCCUUCGCUCCCACGACGUCGUCUUUGUCAAUUAUUGGGAAUGUGCAGCAACAGGGGACACGUGUCAGCUUUGAUUUGGCAAACUCGCGUGUGGGGUUCUCCUCCAAUAAAUGUUAGUAGGUGGGUGUAGGCACUGGGCAGUCAGGUUUGAUGAAAAAUAAAAAAAUUUAAAAAAAAAAAUUAAAAGAAAAUGGUAGGGUAAUUUACCUUUUUAUCCUUAAUAUAGGUUAAUUGUAAUGCGUGUAGGAAAAUGAAAUGUUCUACGGAAAGGCAGGUGACUCGCUUAAAAUCGGGCCCAUCUAAAUAAAGUCGAAUGAAGCUUUGGCUGGUGUGGCUCAUAAAUGUACUAUUGUGUGGUUCAGUUCAGUGGCAUGUAUAGAAAAUUAGCCAGAACUGUAGGGGCCAUUUGGCAAACCAGUGGCAGUGGGAUUGAUAAAUGAAUUGUGAUUUUUAUUUA
Messenger RNA from Corylus avellana, 1886 nucleotides. It is a transcript of the gene ASPG1, whose product is annotated as Eukaryotic aspartyl protease family protein. Gene Ontology annotation, biological process: proteolysis. Gene Ontology annotation, molecular function: aspartic-type endopeptidase activity. NCBI's taxonomy places the organism in Eukaryota, Viridiplantae, Streptophyta, Magnoliopsida, Fagales, Betulaceae. The record is from RefSeq and is a predicted model, not a curated record.